AACAAUAUCGACAUCUCUCUACUUUGAGCUCGAUGUUUCUGCUUGAUGUGGAAAUACCCCGAGCCGCGUCGAAACAUGGCAUCACCAAACGCGGGUGUCCUUCAUACUUCGUUGUCUAUACAAUAAAGAUCUUGGCCCCGGCUAACGAAGUUAUCCAUUUACCAUCUCACUUUCCAACAUGCAUUUUCUUUCUUACCUUCCGCUGCUGGUCAGCACGGCUUCGGCUCUUGCCUUCCCCGGUGCCGAAGGCUUCGGCAAAGAUGCGAUCGGCGGCCGCAACGGCAAAGUUUACGUCGUCUCCAACUUGAACGAUUCCGGUGCUGGCUCUCUUCGCGAUGCUGUCUCGCAGCCAGAUCGCAUCGUUGUUUUCCAAGUCGGCGGACUCAUCAAGAUCAAAGAGCGCAUUGUGCUCUCCAAGCGCAUCAGUAUCCUGGGCCAAACGGCACCUGGGGAUGGUAUUACAGUGUAUGGCAAUGGCUGGUCUUUCUCGAACGCCAACGAUGCUAUCGUGCGAUACAUCCGUAUCCGAAUGGGCAAGGGAGGAACAAGCGGCAAAGACGCUGCUGGAAUUGCAGAGGGCACAAAUAUGAUCUUCGAUCAUAUCAGCGUAUCCUGGGGUCGCGAUGAGACAUUCUCUAUCAACGGCGCCGCCUCCAACAUCACCAUCCAGAACAGCAUCAUCGCUCAAGGAUUAGAAACACACAGCUGCGGCGGUCUUAUGCAGACUGAGCUCGAUAACGGCAUCAGCCUGUUCAGGAACCUGUAUAUUGACAACAAGACGCGAAACCCGAAGGUCAAGGGCACAAACGACUUCAUCAACAACGUUGUGUACAACUGGGGUGGCGGUGGUGGCUACAUUGCCGGCGACUCGUCUGGCCUGUCUGAGGCGAACAUCAUCGGCAACUACUUCAUCAGUGGCCCUAGCACGAGCGUCACUGCCUUCACGCGCGGCAACGCCAACUUCAACGGCUAUGUCGAGAAGAACUUCUACGACUCUGACAAGAACGGUGCUCUGAGUGGCUCAGAACUCGGUGCAUCAAGCUCCAACUACGGUGGCAUGGCAAUCUCGACUUCCAAGUUUGCGCACCCAGAACCUGCGAAGUUGUUAUCUGCUGCCGACGCAUUGAAGUAUGUCGAAGCAUCUGUUGGAGCCAGCAAGGUUCGCGAUGCUGUUGACGCGCGUCUCAUCACAGAGCUGAAGAGCUAUGGAAAGACCGGUCAACUGAUCAGCGAUGAGACUGCGAGUCCCAUGAAUUUCCCGGGAACCAUCAAUGCGGGUACCCCAUGGGUUGAUGCUAAUGGUAACGGUAUUCCCGAUGAUGUUGAGAGCAAGUUCAAGACUGUUGAGGACUGGGCGAACUCACUUGUCCCCAGCGGCUACUAGAAUCCUAGUGGACAGCAU
Boeremia exigua is the source of this 1402-nucleotide messenger RNA. Its product is annotated as pectate lyase-like protein. The transcript has a single exon. The record is from RefSeq and is a predicted model, not a curated record. Lineage: Eukaryota; Fungi; Ascomycota; Dothideomycetes; Pleosporales; Didymellaceae. Bases 179 to 1384 code for a protein of 401 amino acids.